AUGGCGAUAACUCAGAAUGUCAGCCCUCAGGGUGCUCUGCCAAAGAAUCCUACAGAGCCAUGUAAGGCAGUCACUUUGAGGAAUGGUAGAGAACUUGGGGAGGUGCCAAGUUCUGAACUUGUUCUGAACAAAAGAGCAGAUGUUGAACUUGUUCCCGCCAAGAGAACUGAAAUAGAGCAGAAAGUUGCUGAACAACCACCGACCGUACCACUACCGUUUCCACAAAGACUUCAGAAGCAGAAGGCAGAUUUGACUUGUAAGAAAUUUCUUGAGAUUCAGAAACAGGUACACAUCUAUAUUCCGUUGAUGGAGCUUUUGCAAGAAGUUAUAAAAUAUGCUAAGUACAUCAAGGAUGUUGUUGCAAAUAAGAGGCGUUUGACAGAGUUUGAAACGGUUGCACUUAUUGAGGAGUGCAGCUCUAAAGUAAGAAGCAAGAUUCCUUCAAAGCUGAAAGAUCCAGGCAAUUUCACUAUUUCAAUCACCAUUGGUAACGUUGAGGUUGGGCCAGCAUUGUGUGAUUUGGGUGCUAGUAUUAAUCUGAUGCCCACCUCUGUGUUCCGAACGUUAAGGCUGGGUGAGCCAAGGCCAACAACAAUCAAUUUACCAUUAUCGGAUAGAUCUCUAGCAUAUCCCGAUGGCAUAAUUGAAGAUGUUCUUGUUAAAUUGGGUCCAUUCAUUCUGCCAGUUGAUUUCAUGAAUCUUACCUACUGUUGA
Molecule: messenger RNA, 714 nt
Organism: Lycium barbarum (goji berry)
Lineage: Eukaryota; Viridiplantae; Streptophyta; Magnoliopsida; Solanales; Solanaceae
Exons: 1
Coding region: 1-714 (237 amino acids)
Source: RefSeq, a predicted model, not a curated record